GAAAGCACUUCCGGGUCAACACUAAAGGUUGCUGCGGCCGCCAUGUUGCUGAAUGAAAAUAGCUUCCAAACAGUAAUUAGCCGCUAGCAAUAUCGAUAUUUUAUUUUGUCAUUUAAUCGCGAUUGUUACAACAUGUGACUGAACGCAAAAUAUGACCUAGGAUUUACGUCAUCACCCCGGACGCUCGUUUACCCAAUACUGUGUUCGGACAUUGUAACAGUGUCGCGCAAUGCACCAUGGAAGUGGCUCACAGAACAUGCAACGACAGCUCCAGAGGUCCAAGUCUGUCAGUAGCUCUGAAGCAGAGGAGCAGCAGCAGCAGCAGCAGCCUCCGCAGCCUAUCGUUGCAGGUGCUCAACCCGCGGCCGGCCACCCUCAGUCGCCCGUGACCACGUUUUCCUCCUCCGCUGCUAGCCCGUCCGCUCCGCAGUCUCCCAACUACCAAAUCAUCAUGAGUCGUAGCCCGGUCACUGGGCAGAACAUGAACAUCACCCUACAGAACGUGGGGCAGAUGGUGACGGGAAACCAGCAGAUCACUCUGACCCCGCUCCCUCAUCAGGCUAAGAGGUCCCGGAUUGACGUCGGUCGCCACGGGCUGAUUUUCCAGCAUCCUGGUGUAGGUCCUUUAGGAUCCACCGGCGUUCCACUCCAGCAGCUUAUGCCAACUGCGCAAGGUGGGAUGCCGCCGACCCCUCAGGCGGUCCAGAUCGCCGGGCAGAAACAGAGCCAGCAGCAGUACGACCCGUCCAGAGGACCGCCGGUGCAGAACGCGGCCAGCCUGCACACGCCGCCGCCGCAGCUGCCUGGCAGACUGCCCCCCGGUGGCCUCCCCAUGGCGGGGCUAACGUUGACGCUUCCUCAACAGGCUCAGUUAGUGGAGAACACAGCGCCGCCCGGUGGCCAGCUCCAGGUCAAGGUGCAGGCCAACGUCCCGGUGCUGACCGGUCACACUCAGCUCCAGGCCCAGCAGCAGCAGAUCCAGUCCCAGGCCGUCCUCCAGGCCGGACAGGCGACCGUGGCUCUCGCUCGUCCAGAGUCCAACCAGCCGCUCCAGAAGAUCCUGACCAACUCCGUGUCCAUGCCGACGGUGUCCCCCGUCCCCGUCCCGGUCCCCGUCCCCCUCCCGGCUCCUCACUCUUCUCUCCGACCGCUGAGCACGAACGUCCACUCCAACACGCCGUCCAAGCUAACCGGGACCAACGGCGUGUCCGGCGCAGCGGCCGGCGCCUUCGCUCAGAGCAGCACCCUGACGUCGCCACCGGAGGGCGCUCCGGACAAACAGGUGGAACAGUCCAAGCUGGAGGGUCGCAUCUCCGAGCUCAGGAAGGACGGUCAGUGGUCGGCCACUCGGCUGCCCAAGCUGAUGGAGGCGCUGCGCCCCAAGUCGCACUGGGACUACCUGCUGGAGGAGAUGCAGUGGAUGGCCGCCGACUUCGCCCAGGAGCGGAGGUGGAAGGAGGCGGCUGCCAAGAAGCCCGUCCGCACCUGCCGUCGCCAUCACGAGAAGAGUCGCAACAAGGAGCGGUUGAGGAAAGAGGAGGAAAUGAACCUGCGACUCAUCGCCGCCACCAUCGCCCGAGAGGUGGAGUUCUUCUGGUCCAACAUCGAGCAGGUUGUGGAAAUUAAACUGCGGUCGGACGUUCACGAGAAGAAGCUGCGAGCCCUGCGUUUGCAGAGCGCCACGUCCAAAGCGCGAGGUUCGGCGACAGGAGAGAACGCUGGCAAAGAUGAGACGUCUGCUGGAUCCAGGAAGAGAAAAGCAGCGUUGAUCACGACCGACGCAGUCCCAGAUGAAGAGAGUACCAUCGAGGAACAGGAGGCCGUGGAGGAGUCGGACCACAGGUCGGAGUUGGCCGACCUCGCAAAAGACGCUGAGAUGCCUCUGGAGUCUCUGGUCAAGCAGUACGCCGGCGCCUACGCAGACAGCUUCGAUUGGCCCCGGCCGAGCGCUCAGAGCGACGACGACGGCGACGUCGAGGUCAAGGAGCCGGACGGCGGUCCGGCGUGGAGCCCGCCCGAGGCGGUGCUGAUCGACUCCCUGCUCAGCGUGGACCAGUACCGAUGCGCCGACAAGGCCGCCUACUCGGAGAACAAGGGGAAGGCGGGCCGAGACAUCGCCGAGGUGGCCGCCGCCACCGAGGUCAUCCUGCCCAAGGGCAGCUUCAGGACCAGCGCCGCGAAUCGCAGCCCGGCUCCGUUCCUGCUUCACGGUACCCUUCGAGAGUACCAGCAGAUCGGCGUGGACUGGUUGGUGAAUCUCCACAAGAAGCGUCUGAACGGGAUUCUCGCAGAUGAGACGGGACUUGGGAAAACUGUCCAGACGGUGGCGUACAUGGCCCACCUCGCCGGCCAGGCCGGUAUCUGGGGCCCCCAUCUGGUCGUGGUGAGAACGUGCAAGCUCCUGAGCUGGGAGGUGGAGUUCAAACGGUGGUGCCCGGGCCUGAAGAUCCUCCUGUACCUCGGCGACAAGAAGGAGCGCCGAUCCAAGAGAAGGCGGUGGGCGGAGGCCAACGGUUUCCACGUGUGUCUGACCACCUACAAGCUGCUGAUGAAAGACCACGCCCAUUUCCUCGACAGGAAGUGGAAACAGGUGGUGCUGGACGAAGUGCAGCUCAUCAGGAACAUGACGGAGAAGCACUGGGAGCGCGUCUUCAACCUCCGAAGUGAGCAGCGGAUCCUCCUCAACAACACGCCUCUGCAGAACACCCUGAAGGAGCUGUGGACCAUGAUCCACUUCCUGUUGCCGGGCAUCACCCGACCGUACGCCGACUUCCCCGUCAAGGCCGGCACGGACCAGAAUCAAGACUACUGCCACAAGCUGGUCAUCCGCCUCCACCGGGUGAUCCAACCGUUCAUCUUGCGACGCACCAAGAGGGAGGUGGAGAAACAGCUGCCCAAGAAGUACGAGCACAUCCUGAAGUGUCGCCUGUCCGGACGACAGAAGGCUCUGUACGAGGACAUCCUCACGAGGCCCGGAGCACAGGAGGCGCUGAAGACGGGCCACUUCGUCAGCGUGCUCCAGGUCCUGAUGCAGUUGCAGCGGGUGUGUAACCACCCCGAGCUGGUGGCGCCCCGCGAGGGCAGCAGCGCCCUCUACUGGCCCUCGCUGCAGUACGACGUCCCGUCCGUGGUGCUUGGAGCUCUUCGGAAGGACCACUCUCAGACGGCGAGCCUGUCCAUCUUCUCCCGCGGAGACGUGGUGAAGAUAGCGCAGCUAGCUAACAUCGCCGGAGGCCAGAGCCGCAUCUCGACGCCGGAGACGCCGGUGACGCUGCAGUUCCAGGGCAACAAGUUCACGUUGUCCCCCAGCCAGCUGCGUCAGCUGACGACCGGACAGCCGCUACAGCUCCAAGGUACACUGGGCAACAUCCUACAGAUCGUGUCGGCUCCUGGGCAGCAGAUCAUCCGACCGCAGGGCUCCAUGGUGAUGCAGACCGUACCGCAGACCGCCCCGGCGGCCGCCGCCGCCGCCUCGCCUUCACCGGGCUCGGCUCAUUCUGCCCCGCCCGCCGGGCAACAAGUGACGACCAACGCCACCUCAGGGUCCGCCAAGGUCACUGCGGCUCACGCUGCGUCUCCGGAGUCGUCGGAGGAGAAGAAGGAACAUCUCCGUCGCCUGUUCGACGCCAACGAGCGACGCUGCGGUCGCAGGGUGAUGUACGGCUCCGACCUGCUCCGCGCCUGCGCUCUGACCUCCGACCCCGGCCGCUCCGCUGGGGGCUGGCGCUGGGUGGGCAGAGAGAGCUGCCUCGGAGCCCGCAGGACGUGCGUGGCCACGUGCGCCGCGCUGCGCUCCGCCCUGCUGACGGUGGAGGAGCGCGUCGAGGCGUCCGGCGGUCUCGUCAGGAGGCUGGACUGCGUGCGCCCUCCUGCCGUGGCUCCUCCCCCUCACGUGUACGCCCACAACCCUCCGGUGCACCACCGCGUCGAGCAGAAGUCUUUCACCCGUCGGCUGCGAUCUGCCUGCGCCCCGCACCGUGCCGACAUCCACCAGGUGGCGGCGAAGCGGCUCCUCCACGUCCCCGAUCUUCAGCUGAUGCAGAUGGACUCGGGGAAACUGGAGGCGCUAGCCAUCCUGCUGCAGAAGCUGCGGACCGAAAAGCGCCGCGUCCUGAUCUUCACUCAGAUGACGAAGAUGCUGGACAUCCUGGAGGUCUUCCUGGACCACAGACGGCUCACCUACGUCAGGCUGGACGGGAGCUUGACCUGCGAAGAGCGACAGGAGAACAUCAACAGGUUCAACCGGAACAGGCGGAUCUUCUGCAGCAUCCUGACCAACGGCUGCUGCUCGGCGGUGCACGCCACGCUCAACGCCGACACCGUCAUCUUCUACGACGCCGACCUCAACCCCAGCAUGGACGCCCGCACGCAGAAGUGGUGCGACAAGAUCGGACGCUCCAAGGACGUCCACAUCUACAGGUUAGAGAGCGGGAACUCCAUCGAAGAGAAGCUGCUGAAGAACGGCACCAAAGACCUGAUCAGAGAGGUGGCGGCUCAGGGCACCGACUACUCCUUGGCGUUCCUCACUCAGAGGACCAUCCAGGAUCUGUUCGAGGGCGAGGCGGGUUCGGGCGAGAAGGUGGAGGAGUUCGUGGUCCUCCACCAGGAGCCGUCGGCCGCCGAGACCAUCUCUCCCCGAGUGGCCCGACCGUACGUCCAAGCGCUGCAGAGCAUAAAUCUGGACGCUCUGUCGGAGGAGGAGGAGGAAGAGGAGCAUCGGGAGGAGGAAGAGGAGGAGGAGGAAGAAGAGGAGGAGGACGGAAACCAGGACCAGGUGGAGCAACUGAAUGCGGUCAUGGAGCAGCUGACACCGAUAGAACGAUACGCCCUGCACUACCUGGAGUACCUCCACGUCAGUGACGACGAAACGGCCCUGAAGGAGCGUCUGGAGUUUUCCAAGAGACACUGGGAGCUGCAGCAGCUGCAGAGGCUGAAGGAGGAGGAGGAGGAGGAGGAGGAGGUGCUGGAAGGAGGAGGCGCAGAGCUGUUCACCUACACCAGAGAGGACGCCUACAACAUGGAAUACGUGUUCGAUGCCGAGGACGGUCACCGAGAAAUCAUGCCGGUCAGUUCCCCACUCUCCCCCCCCCAGGACGACAACGACAUUUACAUCGACUCCGUCAUGAUGCUCAUGUACGACACCGCGCCGAUGCCCGAGUCCAAGCUGCCGCCCGUCUACGUCCGCAAGGAGCACAAGAGGCUGAAGAUGGACCCGGCAGCAGCCAGGAAGAAGAAGAAAGGCCACGGAGAGACGGUCAUCCCGCCGCGCUCGCUGUUCGAGAAGGCUAGCAUGUUGAAGGUCCGCCGCGAGGUCAAAGACCAGAAGAAGAACUUCUCCCUGAAGCAGCAGGCGCCGUUCGCCAAACCCCUGCCCUCGCUGGUCAAGCCGGCCGUAGAGGCCGGUCAGGACAGUCCGGAGUGGCUCAUCAGCGAGGACUGGGCUCUGCUCCAGGCGGUCAAGCAGCUGCUGGAGCUGCCGCUCAACCUGACCAUCGUGUCGCCGGCCCACACGCCCAACUGGGACCUGGUCAGCGACGUGGUCAACUCCUGCAGCCGGAUAUACCGCUCGCCCAAGCAGUGUCGCAACCGCUACGAGAACGUCAUCAUCCCCAGAGAGGAGGGCAAGUUGAUCUACGAGGCUAACCCCAAGAAGAAGACCAAGAGCAUUUACAAGUCCAAAAACAGCCGUCCACUCAGGACGUCCCAGAUCUACUCCCAGGACGACCACGCCACACAGAUGCAGCUGUACAACGCCCGCUUCGAGCUGAUGAAGAUCAUCGCCAGCAAGAGGAGCGCGCCCAUAAAACCGCUUCUUGGACUCAAUGCGUUCCAGAAGAAUCCCAAACACGCCUCAGUCUUGGCAGAAAGUGGGAUCAGCUACGACAAACCUCUGCCACCGAUUCAAGUGGCAUCUCAACGAGCUGAGAGAAUCGCCAAGGAGAAAAAGGUAAGAGGAUUCACUGGAUCCAGUGGCGGAACUGUUUGUUUCCCUGACCUUCAUCCUUUCCAGGCCGGAGCCAUCAAAAACGCCACCGCGGGCACGACCAUCCAGGCCGCCACCGUAGGAGGAAACGUCAUCGUGAACACCGUGGCUGGAGUCCCUCCAAGUCCUUUCCAGGCUAACAAACGUCUGGCCUCCCCGGUGAUCCCCGGCCCCCUGUCUCCCGCCGGAGCGGCCGCGGCCCAGGUGGGCCUCACCCAGAGGACGGUGGCGGCCGCAGCCGCCGCCCCGGCUGAGGUGGUGGCCAUAGCUACGGGGCAGGGAGUCCGAGCCGUGACGCCGGUGACCGCUCCUGCCGUGGUCUCCACCACCCUGAGUCCGGUCCAGUCCCAGACCCGUCCGAUGGUCACGCAGGUCGCCCAAGCAGGGAUGCAACUGCCCCAGGGGAAGACUCUGUCUCCAGCUCACCUUCAGAUGUUCAGACAACAACACCUGCAGCAACAACAACAGCAGCAACAGCAACAGGCGUCUUCACCACAGAUUCACGCUGUUAGUAAACCCCAGGAGAUGUUGAAGAUGCACAAACACAAGCUGCAGCAGCAGCAGCAGCAGCAUCAUGCAGCAGCAGUGGCAGCAGCAGCACAGGGUCAACAGCCCCCCGGCCCCCCCCAGGCCCCUCCGGUGCAGCCGGCUCAGACCGCCCCCCAGCUG
Molecule: messenger RNA, 6652 nt
Organism: Cynoglossus semilaevis (tongue sole)
Lineage: Eukaryota; Metazoa; Chordata; Actinopteri; Pleuronectiformes; Cynoglossidae
Gene: ep400
Product: E1A binding protein p400
Biological process (GO): DNA repair
Cellular component (GO): Swr1 complex; NuA4 histone acetyltransferase complex
Molecular function (GO): ATP binding; chromatin binding
Source: RefSeq, a predicted model, not a curated record